Molecule: messenger RNA, 3507 nt
Organism: Limulus polyphemus (Atlantic horseshoe crab)
Lineage: Eukaryota; Metazoa; Arthropoda; Merostomata; Xiphosura; Limulidae
Product: G protein-coupled receptor kinase 1-like
Exons: 21
Coding region: 872-2944 (690 amino acids)
Biological process (GO): protein phosphorylation; regulation of signal transduction; G protein-coupled receptor signaling pathway
Molecular function (GO): G protein-coupled receptor kinase activity; G protein-coupled receptor binding; ATP binding
Source: RefSeq, a predicted model, not a curated record
UUUUCUUUAUCUGUUAAUGUUAGUGUUUUGCUGUUGAAGAUAGUAUUCUUGUUUGUGUUGUUUUUGUUCAAUGCUUGUAAGCGUUGAUUGUUCCAAACACUCGUGUUUGUCUUUUUCCAACAGUACCCGUGUGUUUAGCUACUACUUGUCUAGAAUCUAUAAACAAACUCCGCUCUGAUCGUGUCAUUGAAGUUUUCACUUGUACUACAAAUUGUAGUUGUACUUUAUAAAUUGUAGUUGCACAGCUACUUGAAAUUGAAGUAAUACUAGUAUAAACUAUUACUGUUAGUAUUAAAAGUUACUGUAGGUUAGUGUAACGUUAAUUACAAGUAGUGAUAGUUGUACAGUGUGCAUAUUGUCGAUUAAACCGUUAUUUUUAAUCGUUGUAGUAGUAGAUUGUACAAAAAAGUAGAUACAAUACAGAACGGGAGGGUCGCGUUAUUGUCCAUGCGUCGUAUUCGUACUCGGAGUCUACCUGGUCGUACCGGUAACGUGAUUCCGGAUUAUUGACAGAACGUAUCCUAUUCUUAGUUUCCUUGCUCGGAAUAGGCUUAGCGUUAUCAUUAAUAUUACUUACAAACAAAGUUAUCAAAGUAUUGUGCCAAUAAUUUUUAUUGAGCUAAACAGUAAUUAACAAUGCUCAAUUUAUUGCUGCAUUAAAUUAAAAAAAUAAUAUGGUGGUUUUAGAUUGUGCUUGCUCUUUCGUCAUCAGGAACUGUGUAAGUUAUUGACUUGUAACAUUUGGUUUUAUCUUCAAGUUCAGGCUCAAAACUCGUCUAUACUGUUGCCAAAUUAAAAAGUUGUUUACCUGUGUGUUUAUGGUGUAGUUCUAACUUAAGAAAUAAAAGGAUAGAGACAAGAAACUGCGAAGAUGGCUGAUCUAGAAGCAGUUUUAGCAGAUGUAAGUUAUCUUAUGGCAAUGGAGAAGAGCAAAUCCACCCCAGCAGCCAGAGCAAGCAAAAAGAUUAUCUUACCAGAUCCAAGUGUACGAAGUGUUAUGCACAAACACUUAGAGAAAAUGGGAGAAGUGACUUUUGACAAAAUCUUCAACCAAAAAUUAGGUUAUCUUCUCUUCAAGGAAUUUUGUGAAAUGCUGACAGAUGAGCCGAUUCCUCAACUUAAGUUUUAUGAGGAAAUCAAGAGGUAUGAGAAGUUGGAUACUGUGGAAGAAAGACGACAAGCAGCCAGAGAGCUGUAUGAUAACUUCAUCAUGAAGGAGCUUUUAUGUCACUCCCAUAAUUACUCCAAAGAAGCAAUCAGCCAUGUCCAGAAAUACCUCAUGAAAAAUGAAGUUCCCGUCAAUUUAUUUCAGCCAUACAUAGAAGAAGUCUUCCGUCAUUUGAGAGGAGACUUAUUUCAGAAGUUUGUAGAAAGUGAAAAAUAUACAAGGUUCUGCCAGUGGAAGAACUUGGAAUUAAAUAUUCAGCUGACAAUGAACGACUUCAGUGUCCACAGAAUCAUCGGCAGAGGAGGAUUUGGUGAAGUAUAUGGAUGUAGGAAAGCUGAUACUGGAAAAAUGUACGCCAUGAAAUGUCUUGAUAAGAAAAGAAUUAAGAUGAAACAGGGAGAAACACUGGCUCUUAAUGAACGAAUCAUGUUGAGUCUAGUCAGUACUGGGGAAGACUGCCCUUUUAUAGUUUGUAUGACAUACGCAUUUCAAACUCCAGACAAAUUGUGUUUUAUUCUGGAUCUCAUGAAUGGUGGAGACCUACAUUAUCAUUUAUCUCAGCACGGUGUCUUUAACGAACAAGAGAUGAAGUUAUAUGCAGCAGAGGCUGUUCUUGGAUUAGAACACAUGCACAAAAGACACGUAGUGUACAGGGAUCUCAAGCCAGCCAACAUCCUUCUGGAUGAACAUGGGCAUAUUAGGAUAUCUGAUUUGGGAUUGGCUUGUGACUUUUCCAAAAAGAAACCUCAUGCAUGCGUAGGAACACAUGGGUACAUGGCUCCAGAAGUCUUGUCUAAGUCAACUGCUUAUGACUCAAGUGCUGAUUGGUUCUCUUUGGGCUGUAUGCUUUAUAAACUGCUCAAAGGCCACAGCCCAUUUCGACAGCAUAAAACCAAAGAUAAACAUGAAAUUGAUCGCAUGACACUGUCAAUGCAGAACAUUGAGCUACCAGACUGUUUCUCUUCAGAACUUCAGUCCUUAUUAGAAGGUCUGUUACAAAGGGAGGUAGACCAGAGGCUGGGAUGUAAAGGUAGAGGAGCUGAUGAGGUCAAGGAACAUCUCUUUUUCCAAGGUAUGGACUGGCAGCUGGUGUACUUACAGAAAUACUCCCCACCACUCAUCCCACCUAGGGGGGAGGUGAAUGCUGCAGAUGCUUUCGAUAUUGGAUCUUUUGACGAGGAGGAUACAAGGGGAAUCAAGUUAACUGAAGCUGACCAAGAACUGUACAAAAAUUUCCCUGUGGUCAUCUCUGACCGAUGGCAGCAAGAAAUAAGUGAAACUGUAUUUGAUGCCAUUAACCAGGAAGCAGACAAAAUGGCACAGAAGAGAAAAGCCAAAAUGAAGAUGAUCUUUGAAGAUGAAAAAGAGUCGGAUUGCAUCGUUCACGGCUUUAUAAAAAAGCUUGGAGGACCAUUUGUAUCUGCAUGGUUGACUCGAUAUGGCAAGCUCUACCCUAACAGACUGGAAUUACAUACAGAAUCAGGGAACACUAAGCCAGAGCUGAUAUUCAUGGACCAAGUGGAAGAUGUUUGUUCUGACUAUGUCCAAGUAAAAGGUGAACACAGCAUUGUCCUCAAGAUGAGAGGAGACAAAGAAAGGGAUUCUCGAGUGGUUUUAACAAAUUCUGAUGAGAUAGGAUUAAAGGAAUGGCUCAUCUCUAUUAAGUCUACUCACAAAAACUCUCUUGAGCUACUAAGCAGCAUGGCCAAGAAAGCUGGGAAGAUAUAUGGUACUGAUGCAAACAGUGUAGCUGUUCGACAUGCCAAUGGCAAUUGACAGCACGUUCCACAGAUCUAAUGAGAUAUGAUGUAAACGGUGGAUUAAGUAGCCAUCGUGAACAAUAUAUGUAGCCUCAUCAACUUCUGGUGAAAUGAGACCAUAACAUGUCUAGCAAGAAAUCUUCACAUCGUCCAUUGUUUAUUUCUUGUGUUAGAUAUUAGCAGUAGGAUUCCUGAAAUUUUGAAAGGUACCAAAAAACUCCGUUAUUUUUAAGAAGACUAACCAAUGGGUACAGGCAAGUAUCUUCAAAGGGUUGAAGAAAGAGACCUCUACAGUUUAGCUAAAAAAUGCACAAUUUUAAAAGAAAAGUUAAUACAAAUAAUUUAGAGAAAGUACAUUCUAUAAAAAAACAAAAUGUGGCUACUGUACGUGACAUAUCCAUGGCGAAUGAUGUUUCCUAGACAACAGUGUGCAAUUGCAUAAAACAUUUUGGAAAAGAAAAAAAAAUGGGUUUGGAAAAAUACCAAAAAAAGGUGUAUUAAAAUAUUUUUAAAACCAUAAAAUGGCAGGUUUUUAUUUAUAAAGUAAAAUAUAUGUGAAUUUACAUGGGGAAGAGGAAU